Topomyia yanbarensis is the source of this 2945-nucleotide messenger RNA. Its product is annotated as sodium-dependent nutrient amino acid transporter 1-like. The transcript is spliced from 4 exons. Gene Ontology annotation, biological process: sodium ion transmembrane transport. Gene Ontology annotation, molecular function: L-amino acid transmembrane transporter activity. Bases 459 to 2345 code for a protein of 628 amino acids. NCBI's taxonomy places the organism in Eukaryota, Metazoa, Arthropoda, Insecta, Diptera, Culicidae. Gene Ontology annotation, cellular component: membrane. The record is from RefSeq and is a predicted model, not a curated record.
GUUUACUCAGAACGGUUGCUUGUUUGAGAAAGGGGUGAAGCCGCCAACGCAAACCGACCGAAACACUUCGAUCUAUUGUAUAGCGCUAAUAAAAUACCAACAAACGGUCGAGCGUCUGCAAUUGUUUCGCGAUCCUUGGCGGGGAUUUUUUGUUCCGCUCGUUUCAGCCCAAUAUUCCCGAUAAUGAUUACCGGUGACAUAUUUAUAAUUAAAUUUGUGAUUUAGUGCUUUUCUUGAAAGGUUAUGUGAUUUUUGUUAAUUUUGCAUGCGCGAUCAGUCCUGUUUGAGGAAUGUACCGGACGUGUCAUUAUUAAAAAGGCCCACAAACCACAGCGCGCGAAAAUCAAAUGCCAAUGUGAAAACAAAUUAGCCGCUACUGUGUUGUGUCUGUGAAUUGGUGUUACUUAUUAGAGAAUCGAUCUAUUCACAAUCCCGGAACGAACCGCAAGCUUUCGGCCAUGGCAGGUGUUGUAAAUCGAUCAUUUAUUGGCGAUCAAGAUGGGACCGCUACUGGCAUAGCCUCACCACUGGGGGUCGCCGGCAAUGGACUGCCAGUGGCGGUGGUGGAGACCACCUCGAACGAAACCAGUUCCGGAUCCGGCGAGCGAGAAAAAUGGGACAAAGGUGUGGAGUUUCUGCUGUCCUGCAUUGCCAUGUCGGUGGGACUGGGCAAUGUGUGGAAAUUCCCCUCGACGGCGUUCAAAAACGGUGGCGGAGCUUUCGUGAUCCCCUACCUGAUUGUGCUGCUCAUCGUGGGACGGCCAAUCUACUACCUGGAGAUGGUGAUGGGUCAAUUCUCCAGCCGGGGAAGUGUGAAAGUGUACGACGUCUCGCCGAUUAUGAGAGGAAUCGGCAUCGGCCAAAUGAUCGCCAUGUCCAUCGUGAUUUCGUACUACGCCGCCACGAUCGCCGUAGCGAUCCGGUACUUCUUUGCAUCGUUCGCCAGCGAACUCCCGUGGGCCAAAUGUGAUCCCUCGUGGACCGAUGUAAACUGUAUCGACUCGAUUAGCAUGACAAGCAAAUCGAGCUUCAUCAACUCGACACUUCCAGUAGAAACUUCCGCCGAACUGUACUACACCCGCUCGGUAACGGGGGAGGCGUAUCUGGUUGGAAACGAGAUAGGACUACCGGACUGGCGUCUGGGGCUUUGCUUACUGUUCAUCUGGGUCUGCAUGACCUUCAUGUUGAUCAAGGGUAUCAGAGGUUCCGGAAAGAUUUCCUACUUCCUAGCACUGUUUCCGUACGUGAUUAUGGUGUUCUUUGCUGUGUACUGUUUCUCGUUGGAGGGAGCUAUGGAUGGCUUGCUGUACUUCAUCAAACCAGACUGGCAGCAACUGCUGAACCCAACGGUGUGGAAAGAGGCCGUUUCACAGUGUUUCUUCUCCCUGUCAAUUUGCUUUGGAGGUGUGAUCGCCUAUUCGUCGUUCAACAAUUUUUCCAACAACAUCUACCGGGAUGCGUUGAUCAUAUCCUGGUUGGACACGUUUACCUCCCUGCUCGCCGGAGCGAUUGUAUUUGCAAUCAUCGGUCACCUAGGAGUGAUUACCAAUGAGACAGAUUACACGAAGGUGGUCUACCCGGGAAGUGGUCUCACGUUCAUCACGUAUCCGGAUGCGCUGGCUAAAUUCCAGCAUGUACCAAAUUUGUUUUCGCUGCUGUUCUUCUUCAUGCUCUUUGUGCUGGGAAUUGGAAGUAACACAGGAAUCAUCACCAGCGUUAUAACGGCUAUUCGGGAUGAGUUUCCGGGUCUGAAAAAUUGGAAAAUCGUUUUGGUGAUUAGCGUGUUUGGUUUUUCUUCAGGAUUGUUGUUCAUCACACCGGCGGCCUCACGCAUCAUCGAUUAUUUUGAUUUCUAUGGAGUGACGUACGUUACACUGACACUGGCCGUAGCCGAACUUGCCUGUUUCUGCUGGAUUUACGGCGUUCGAAGAAUUUGUCAUGACAUCGAGUUUAUGCUCGGCAGUAAAACCAAUAUUCUGUGGCGCGUGUGCUGGAAGUACAUCACACCAACUGUUAUUACCGUUAUAUUGGUGGUGACUUUCAUUACUGGCAAAGAACCGGAAGGUUUCUCCUUCGGAUAUCAUGUUCUAGGAUGGCUGCUUUACACCGUUUCAAUAGCCCCGCUACCAAUUAUGGCCAUUUGGGCUGUGACAUCUCAACCGAAGGGCAGCAUUAAGCAAAGGAUAGUAGCUGCAAGCCGCCCGCUGGCCGAUUGGGGCCCGGAAAACAUUUCGCUGAAGAAGAAAUAUGACGAUUUUACUGAAGACCACCAGCGAUUUGGUUCACGGAACGUUUUUCAGCGGGUUUUGUUCGGUCGAGAGAAGGUUUAUUCCGUUAAUAUUUAGAUGAAAUGCUUUCGUUUUACAGUAGAUUUAGGACAACAUUCAUUUGCUUAAUAGUGAUGAUUUCAUUCACUUGUGAUUUUACCUCUAACUUAUUGUAAUGUUUUACCAACGAAUAGACGAUAUUUUCGCGAGUCAGUCAGUAUUAGAAUUUUACUUGCGCUAAUCAUAAGCUUGGAUAGGUUCAUCGUUUAUUGUUCAGCUAGUUCGUUCGCUCUAGGUUAGAGGAAUUACAUAUCUUACCCAAUCAGACCUUUCAACCCAUUGCCCCAGCCAUGACUGAAAUAGUUCUCACCCACUACUGCGGAAGAUUGAAGGGCUAGAUAGACGAACACGCGUGAGCAGUAGGUACAAUCAGCACUAUCAUAGUCAAGAUCAUGAAAGUCAUUACCAUACAAGCUUACGUUUGCUGACUAGUAAUAGGUGGAAUGAUCGGACAUAAGGGUGUAUCUGCGGAAAAUGAUCUAAGCAUUAUUUAGCUGCAUGUUUUAAUUGAUAUUUUCCUCUAGGUUGAUGAUUUUUGUUUAGUCGAUAUGUAAGUUUAUUUCCUAAGAGAUGACCUCUGAAUAAAGCUUUGUUAAUAAUAAACGCAACUGACAAUGA